This is a messenger RNA of Durio zibethinus, 701 nucleotides long. The record is from RefSeq and is a predicted model, not a curated record. NCBI's taxonomy places the organism in Eukaryota, Viridiplantae, Streptophyta, Magnoliopsida, Malvales, Malvaceae.
GUCUUGCCUGCUUAAAAACAAUGGCAAAGGAUUGUCCUUUUUUCACGCCUAACUUCCAUAGCUGAGAAGAAUUGGGGAAGGUAAUUGUGCCCAUCAUGAGGAUCAAAAUGAUCAUGGUAACACAAAUGACAUUGGUGAUAAUGAUGAUGAGGAUGAUGAUUGCUGCAAUUGCAGAUGAUACUAAUGGUGUUUUCAGUCCUUGUGAGGAUUCAAAAGUACAGAAAUCAGAUGGAUUUACCUUUGGUCUUGCAUUUUCAAAGAAGGAAUUUUUCUUCUUUGAUAAUAUUCAGCUUUCCCCCUGUGAUAAUCGCCUUGCCUUAGGUAGUACAAUGGCUCAACUAGCAGUUUUUAGGCCAAAGGUCGACGAGAUUUCUCUUCUCACCAUCAAUGGCAGCAUUCCUGUUAAGUAUUUGCAUCUCUUAAAGUUCUUUAUUUUUACCCUCUUUUUAGAUGGCAAGUGGAAAGAAAUUUUCUAUUGUAUCUUUUACCAUAGACAAAUGACAGAGAUUCUUGCGGCAGGUGGAUCCAUGGUAGCAUUUGCAGGAAGGAAGUAUGCAGCCAGGUCAUUCCCAGCAAUGGUUGCUGAUGACCAAAACACCAUAACUAGUUUCACUUUGGUAUGCUCAUUAAAGAUUGGCUUAUUUCUUCUCUCUUGCUCCGCUGGGAUCACAAUAUGGAGUUUGUAUUUUGCUGUUCCAUAG